AUGCGCUUCUCAAACUUCUUUGUCUCAGCCUCUCUGGGGAAUCUCGCUCUCGGCGCAGCCUUCUCUACUGGGAGGCUCGAGAGUCGAAAGAAAGGCCAUGGAACUGAUUGUUCUCUCAACCAGACCACCGCGAGUGCUCCUCACAAGAACUUCUGGGGUAGUCUGACUACCCAGGAAACGAAGGAUGUGCUUGCUCUUCUACAUAGCAAUGCAACAGGCUUCAACUUGACUGCCGCAGCGGAUGCUGGGAGCCGGGAUAAUAAGAUCAUGUCUGUUGAGCUCAUGAUGCCCAACAAGACCGAUGUCCUCCCACUCCUCUCGGACAGCACCGGCACCCCAGAGCGUUAUGCCCUGGCUUCUCUCAUGUUUGGGGCAGCUGAAAGUGCCUACGUUCAAGAGUUCAAGGUUGGCCCCCUGCCUAUCACCAACGCCUCGUAUGUUAUGCCAUACACCUUUACAAACACACGAGGUGAUGGCAAGAUCCCAGUUGUCAACCCCGACGCUGAGGACUAUGCCAACUUCAAUCUUGAGAUCAUGAAGGGCGCAGAGGACGUCACAAAACGACUCUGGAAUUUGACCGUGGAGGAUGGACUCCAGAUGCCGCUGGCUUUCGCAGCUCCCCUCACAGUGACAGAAGACAAGGUCAUCAUGUGGCAGGGCUUCAACGCACCCGUAACCAGCAUCUACGACACAAUCUCGCUGCUUCCUCUGGGUUUGUACAUGAGGUCAGAUAUCACAGGCCGUGAUCCCAGCAAGUGGAAGGUGACAGGCUGGGUGUACAACAACACGUUCUACAAAGACCUCGAUGCUUUCCGCAAGGUCAUUGCCGAGCCUGACUUCAAGCCCCUGGGAGCCAACCUGGACCAGCCUUGGGCGCAUACUAACAAGCAUGGUGAUGCUCUCCCUCUGGACGACAGCCCUCCACCUGCGUCUGUUCAGUCUGGCAAGGAGAGAUUUUCUGUUGAUGCUGAGGAGAGCUAUGUUACUUGGAUGGACUUCGCUUUCUAUGUUAGUAUUACGCGUGAUAACGGACUACGACUUUACGACAUUCGAUACAAGGGCAAGAGGAUCAUGUAUGAGCUUGGACUUGAUGAGGCUAUCGCCCACUAUGCCGGCAUUGAUCCCGUGCAGUCUGGAACUUGCUACUUCGACAGCAUGAAUGGCUUUGGUCCCACCAUGAUCUCUCUCGUCAAGGGCUACGACUGCCCCGCAUACUCUCACUAUGUCAACGUCACCCAGACCACAGGCGAGACAACAUAUACCCAGAAAGACGGCCUCUGCAUGUUUGAGAUCGACAAGGGCUUCCCCAUCCAACGCCACUCCUGGGCCGGCCACACAACCGUGACAAAGAACAUCGCCUUCAACAUCCGCGCCAUCUACACCAUCGGAAACUACGACUACAUGACCACCUACCAAUUCCAUCUCGACGGCUCCAUCGAGAUCGACGUCAGAGCAUCGGGCUACAUCUCAUCUGCAUUCUACGCCGAGAACGAAGACUACGGCUUCAAGAUCCAUGAUAGUCUUUCUGGGUCUCUGCAUGAUCAUGUUAUUACCUUCAAGGCUGAUUUCGAUAUCUUGGGUGAGAAGAAUUCGCUGCAGAAGGUUGCUAUUGAGCCUACAGUUGAGAAGUAUAAGUGGUCGGAGGGCGAGACGCGUAGCACCAUGAAGGCGGUUAAGAGCUUCAUCAAGACUGAGGAUGACGGCAAGAUUAACUGGUCGCCUAAUGGUGGAGCGAUGUAUGCUGUUGUCAACAAGGAUGAGAAGAAUCCUUACGGUGAAAACCCAGGAUACAGAAUCGUACCAGCAUCUGGCGUGGCAUACCUCACCGUCCAAAACUCCAGCAUCACCGGGAACGCAGCCCAUCACACAACACACCAUCUCUACGUCACCCGCCAAAAAGACAACGAGACAUACGCCGCUGGCGCCUACAACUCUCUCACACCCGAAGACCCCCAGGUUGAUUUUGACAAGUACUUCAACGGCGAGUCCCUCGACCAAGAAGACAUUGUCGUUUGGUUCAACCUAGGAAUGCAUCAUAUGCCUCACACAGGCGAUCUCCCCAACACAGUCUUCUCAACCGCUCACUCCUCUAUGUUGAUUGAGCCUAUGAACUAUCUCCUAGGUGACCCAUCGCAGGCUAGUUCGCAGCAGGUUCUCAUCAAGACUACGGACGGCAAGCCUGAGAUUACGAGAUAUGGAGCUAAAGAAGCAACGUGCCCUGUUGACCUGGCUCAGCUCAACCCCGAUCUGUCAAACUACUCCAACAGUGUUAGCGUCCUGAAGUAUCCUUUCGAUAGCUCGAAGCCGGAUCGUUGCCUCAUUCCAGCAAGCAUCACUACAGAUUCUUUGGCAUUUAUGCCCAUUACCAUCGUUGGCAACAACACCGCUCAAAAGGACUUCACCAAGGUGUUCAAAGGCUGGGCCCAAAAGGACGACGUUUGGCAACCUGCAUUCUGUGAAUUGGUGGUGCUUUUGAAGUCGCCUGGUUGUAAAUCAACAACGACUACCUUCAGUGGUAUCAAAUCAGCUAUUUCUUGCUGGCACAAAGCCCCCGAAGUCCCAUCAGGGCCCUACUUCCUAGAUCCAUACAGAGGGAGCCUGCAUCAAGUGUACCGGCUCUACGAUGACUUCUCCGGUAGCUUUCUUGAGUCGAUUCUCCAAUCCCCAGACGGGACCUUUCAGACUCUGUCGGCGCACGCUCCGGGUAGCAGUUCUCUCACCAUAGGAGUUCCGUCGCGCUUAUAUUUUACUCGCACCAAAGAAAGGCCUCUAGCUGGUGUUAGAGUUGGAGUCAAGGACCUUUAUGACCUCAAAGGUGUGAAAAGCUCGCGCGGCAACCGAGCUUGGUACAACCUUUACCCCGCGGCGAAUAAAACAGCACCGGCCAUCCAAAACCUGAUCAACGCAGGAGCCGUUAUUGUCGGUACGCAGAAGCUCUCACAGUUCGCAAAUGGGGAGAAUCCAACUGCAGAUUGGGUCUCGUACGUUGCGCCGUUCAACCCCCGCGGAGAUGGUUACCAAGGUCCAUCAUCAUCCUCAUCGGGUGCGGGAGCGUCUGUAGCAUCUUAUCCGUGGCUUGACCUUGCUGUUGGAAGUGACACAGGAGGUUCUAUCCGCGGACCUGCCGGAGUCUCAGGCAUUUUCGGCAAUAGACCUACUCACGGCCUUGUCAGUCUGGAUAACGUGAUGCCGCUUUCACCCAAGAUGGACACAGCGGGUUUCCUGACUCGGGAUCCCGAGAUCUGGAGUGCAGCACAAGCCGCUAUGUACAAGAAGAACUACACGGCAUUUUCAAAGGAGAAAGUCAAGUACCCGCGGACGAUUUACACGGCAGGGUUUCCGGCCAACGAUACACCUGAGGGCGUAAUACUGCACCAAUUUGCCAACGAUCUCGCUGACUUUCUCGCCACCAAUGUAACUGAGUAUAACAUUAGCGGGCAGUGGGAUUCAACAGGGCCGGAGUCUGUGCGAAAUACUCCAUUGGCAGACUUACUGAACGUAACCUAUGCUGCUCUCAUCACCAAGCAACAGAUUGCUUUAGUCAAAGAGCCGUUCUUUAAAGAUUACGCUGCCGCUCAUGAUGGCCGCACGCCUUACGUAGAUCCAGCACCCAGCGCGCGAUGGGCAUGGGGAGAAAGCCAACCAGACUCCAUUCUUGAUGACGCCAUUCAUAACAAAACCAUCUUCAUGGAUUGGUUCAACCAAAACGUUCUUCCGAAAGACAAAGACUCACAAAGAUGCUCUUCUAGUAUCUUGCUGUAUACCCAGGGCCCAGGGAUCUUCAGCCGCCGCGAUGUCUACUUAGAUCCCCCGAGCGUUCCAUUCGGAUGGUCAUUAAGUAGGAUUUCCAUCUUCAGCGAAGCACCUGACAGCGUGUAUCCAAUUGGGGAAGUAUCGCAAUUCAGCGAUAUCACCGGUAGAAAUGAGAGCUUGCCCGUUAGUGUUAAUAUCAUGGUAGCCAGAGGGUGCGAUGGGCUUGUGCCCAGGCUGGCUCAGGAUCUUGUUGGGCUUGGCUUAUUGAAGAUUCCAAAGACUGGCGGGAGCAUGUCAGGUGGAUCAAUUCUGUUUUAG
Fusarium tjaetaba is the source of this 4071-nucleotide messenger RNA. Its product is annotated as membrane primary amine oxidase. Gene Ontology annotation, molecular function: copper ion binding; quinone binding; primary methylamine oxidase activity. Lineage: Eukaryota; Fungi; Ascomycota; Sordariomycetes; Hypocreales; Nectriaceae. The coding region runs from base 1 to 4071 and encodes 1356 amino acids. Gene Ontology annotation, cellular component: plasma membrane. The transcript has 16 exons. Gene Ontology annotation, biological process: amine metabolic process. The record is from RefSeq and is a predicted model, not a curated record.